AUGGUCCGUCUCAAAAACCGUUAUCUACUCAUCGAUAUCCUAUACCCGGAUCCAGCAACAUGGCCUUCCACCAAAGCCAAACCCAACACUUCCACCUCCGCACAACUGGCCAUUCACUCACCCACCUCCGACGCGCUGACACCGGGCCUCCUUGCAAAGAUGAUCCGUGAGGAAGUCAGCGAGCUGUAUGGUGACUGUGGUGUGGGAAAAUUAGGUGGUGCUUCUGCGGGAGGAAUUAAUGUCAAAUACCUUUCGCCCGCAACAUCAACUGCUAUCCUCCGCUGUCCCCGCGCAUCAUUCCGUCUCGUCUGGUCCGCUCUUACAUACAUGUCGCAUGUACCCGCAGCUGGCGGUGAUCCGUCUCAGAAGCGACCAAACGGAGGCAAAGAACGGGGGUGUGUCUUUCGGGUCUUGAGGGUGUCGGGAACAAUGAAGAAGGCCGAGGAGGAGGCUAUUCGACGGGCAAGGAGGGAGAUUGUUCGCGUUAGAGGGAUUGAGGAGCAGGGCGUGUUGGGAGACUUGAUUUCGGGUGCCGGGGGGAAGGAUCUGACUAUGCAGAAUAUUGUGGAUGCGAGUGACGAUGAGAUGGAUGAUGAUGAGGACUGA
Messenger RNA from Penicillium odoratum, 606 nucleotides. Its product is annotated as Rpp14/Pop5 family protein. The transcript has 2 exons. Lineage: Eukaryota; Fungi; Ascomycota; Eurotiomycetes; Eurotiales; Aspergillaceae. Gene Ontology annotation, molecular function: ribonuclease P RNA binding. The coding region runs from base 1 to 606 and encodes 201 amino acids. Gene Ontology annotation, cellular component: ribonuclease P complex. Gene Ontology annotation, biological process: tRNA 5'-leader removal. The record is from RefSeq and is a predicted model, not a curated record.